This is a messenger RNA of Cyphomyrmex costatus, 17542 nucleotides long. RefSeq names its product titin. Bases 163 to 17532 code for a protein of 5789 amino acids. The record is from RefSeq and is a predicted model, not a curated record. NCBI's taxonomy places the organism in Eukaryota, Metazoa, Arthropoda, Insecta, Hymenoptera, Formicidae. The transcript has 40 exons.
UAUUUGUUAAAUCUCAAGUGAUAAAACACAACGUUGAAAGAGAAGAAAGGAGAUCUUUUUAGAUUCCUCAGAUUAAUUAGCACUUUACUAUUAAUAAGUCAUAUAGUUGGUUACAAUUUUGCCAUCCAAACGACUCACAAUUAUUGAAUUUCUCGAUCCAAGAUGAAGAGACAACAAUUUCAAGAAUCACAGACGCAACAGCAGCAGCAACAAGUUACCGUACAAGAACAACAACAGUACAUUCAGCAACGAAUGGAAAGACAACAGAUCACCAGUCAGCAGAGAGUUCAAAGAGAGAUCGUUAUGCAAACGACACCAACGGUACCAGUAUUUACGGGUAAACCCGGGGAUCCCUCACCACCGAUUUUCGAGCGAAUCUUCAAAAAUGCGAGAUUCGCGCAAGGCGGUAAUGCGAUUUUUGAGGGUUGUGUACGAGGUAAUCCGAAACCAUCGGUUUCUUGGACACACAAAGGAAUGCCAUUGCUAGAAUCACGAAAGUUUCGAAUGUCUUACAAUGAAAAUUCUGGAAUUGUUACACUCCAAAUUAAUCAGAUCGGUCCGGGGGAUGAGGGCGAGUACACAUGCAGUGCAAAAAACCAAUAUGGCGAAGCUAUUUGUUCAGUUUAUAUACAGCCAGAAGGAUUUGACCCUCCAGCGCAACAACUAACAGAUACUUACAAGAAAGAAAUUUCGCAAAGUUUUCAAACAAGCGACCAAAAAACGCAAAGUGGAAGUCAACAAAUCUUUCAACGCAGUUAUCAACAAACAACCGAUAAACGAAGUUACGUUAAUGGUACAAACAUUGAAGAUUUUAAGGUUGACACCUUUGAAUACAGAUUGUUGCGCGAAUUGGAGUUCCGUGAAUCAAUUACUCGCCGUUUCACGAAUGAAUCCGACUUGCAAAUUUCUACGGUAGUUGAUCGUACUCUGGGCCCGGUCGCACCUCCACAAAUUACUCAGAAACCGAGAAACUCGAAGAUCGUUGAAGGAUCAGAUGCUGUCUUCACUGCAAAGAUAACUGGCAAUCCAAAACCAAGAUUGACAUGGUUUAAAAAUGGUCAGAGAAUCCGAAAUUCUCAACGAAUAGAGACAGGCUACUCAAAUCAACAAGCUACUUUACGAAUUCGAGAUGCUCUGUCGAAAGACAGCGGUUAUUAUACAUUAUUAUCUGAGAAUCCUCAAGGUUGCACCGUUAGCUCCGCUUAUCUGGCAAUUGAAUCCAGCGAUCAAGUAGAUCAAGUUCCAUAUCAAGCGCAACAAAAGGAAUUUAUUAAGACUCAACAAGUAGAUUCAAUCAAUGAAUCUGUUGAUUCCAGCAAAGUUCUACCACCGAAUUUUGUUCGUAUCAUCACAGAUAAGGAAGCUACUGAAGGCAAAAUGACGCGAUUCGACUGUCGCGUAACUGGCCGUCCUUAUCCUGAAGUCAUUUGGUAUAUAAAUGGUCAACAAGUCGCCAAUGAUAUGACUCAUAAAAUCCUUGUAAAUGAAUCUGGUAAUAGUUCGUUGAUGAUCACGAAUGUGAAUCGCACUGACGCUGGUAUAGUAAUGUGCAUUGCACGAAAUAAAGCCGGCGAAACUUCUUGUCAAUGUAACUUGAGCGUUAUCGAAAAAGAACAGGUAGUUGCGCCGAAAUUUGUCGAACGUUUUGUUACAACGGGAGUAAAGGAAGGAGAAACUGUAGUCUUUAUGGCACGUGCAGUCGGCACGCCUAUUCCACGAAUCACGUGGCAAAAAGAUGGCGUACCGAUAAUGCCUGGUCCUGAAAUACGCAUAUCAAGUGAUGGUAACGGAGCUUCAACUUUAGACAUCCCGUGCGCCAAAUUUUUAGAUGCAGCCUGGUACCAGUGUACAGCGCAAAAUAUAGCCGGCUCCACUGCAACUCGAGCACGGCUCAUUGUAGAAACGCCAAAAGGAACGACCCCGGAACCAAGACGCCUGAAUUUACCCCGACCAACGAAAGUUAUCGAACCAGAACCAGCACCUGGCCCCGAAGUGAUUUACUUGAGACAUGUGGAACGCGCGAAACCUUGUUUGCCGCCUCCCGAAGAAGAUAAAAUUUACCCCCCGCCACGUUUCAUUAUACCGUUAAAGAAUGUUCAUCAAAUCGAAGGUGGACGAAUUCACUUCGAGGCCAGAAUCGAACCGGUGGGCGACCCCACUAUGAGGGUGGAGUGGUAUGUUAACGGCAGAACUCUCGACGCGAGUUCUCGGGCGACUUCCGUCUUUCGCUUCGGUUUUAUUUCACUUGAUCUUAUUAGCAUUGUUCUUCAAGAUAGCGGCGAUUAUUUGUGCCGUGUUGUAAGCUUGACCGGAAUUGCCGAUUCUCGAGCCACCCUCAGUGUAACCCCACGUGCCACGAUUGAACAAGCAAGCCAACACCCCGACAGCCUUCAAUACAUUCAACAGCUCGAGGAUUACAGCAAGUAUCAAAAACAGGAGAGCGUGGAUGAGAUCUCUUUACAGCGGCCGGUUUUUAUCCGCCCACUCCAGGAUCUUGGUGAGCUACAUGAAGGUCGUAACGCUCAUUUCGAGGCGCAGUUGACACCUGUUAGCGAUCCUAUCAUGAAAGUGGAGUGGUAUAAGGACGAAAAACCAAUUACAGCAAGUUCAAGAAUCAUUAGCAUCUUUAACUUCGGAUACGUCUCACUCAAUAUAAUGCACUUACGGGCUGAAGAUGCAGGUUCUUAUACCGUCAGAGCUGUGAACCGCUUGGGAGAAGCCAUCAGCUCCGCGACUCUUCGUGUUUUUGCGCGAACAAGUGUAACAACAGACUUGGGUAUCCCCGAACAACUGAGAUACAUAGAGGCUACCGAGGAAUUGGAAGCAUAUCAACAGGCGAUGCACCAAAAGUAUGUGCAAGAGCAGCUCGAACCGAGUAGCCCACCGGAAUUUAAAUCACCUAUUAAGGAUCAGAGCAGCAUACGAGAAGGCGGAUUUGCUCAUUUUGAGGCGCGUCUCGAACCAAUCGGUGAUGCCGACCUCCGUGUUGAGUGGCUGAAAGAUGGGCAACCUGUAGAAGCUAGUUCUCGGAUUACAACUUUUUUCAAUUUUGGUUACGUGGCAUUGACUAUCAAAUACGUAACGAUACACGAUGUUGGCAUGUAUACUUGCCGAGCCUAUAAUAGAGCCGGUGAGGCUCACACUACCGCUCAAUUAAGUGUAAUCAGCAAGAAUGAUGUUAUUUAUGACAGCCAACAUCCUAAUGGUCUACAAAAAAUUCAAUCUCUCGAAGAUUCGAGUAGAUAUUCACGACAGGUUCAAGAAGAAACGCAAAUUACACAAGCACCACGAUUUCUGGGUAAUCUUAAAGGUACCAAUAAGAUCGUAGAAGGCCAACGGGCACAUUUUGAGGCACGCGUCGAACCACAAAGUGAUCUGAGUAUGAAAAUCGAAUGGUACCACAACGGCAAACCUAUUACUGCCGCUAAUAGAAUCCAAACGUAUCACGAUUUUGGAUACGUUUCCAUUGAUAUUCUUCAAGUUUGUUCUGGAGACGCUGGUACAUACACCGUUGUGGCUAAAAACUCCCGUGGAGAAGCUCGUUUAUCUGCCACUAUGACUGUAGAGAUGCGUUCCAGCAUAGAUACCAGCAGCAUGCAUCGCGGAACGUACGAGAAAACUCAACGUUUAGAAGAAUUCAAGUUUGUUGAGCCGCAAUAUCAUAUCGAAGAGAUCUCUAAAUCAAAACCAAUUUUUAUCCAGCCGUUGAGUGAUCCUAAGUCAGUUAGCGAGGGAAAAAAUAUUCACUUGGAGUGUCGUUUGGAACCGAUGGGUGAUCCUACAAUGAGAGUUGAAUGGUUCCAAAACGGACGUCCAGUCACAGUCGGUUCUAGAUUCAGAACUUAUUACGAUUUCGGAUUUGUUGCACUCGAUAUAGUACACACUACCGUUUAUGAUUCUGGUGAAUAUACAGUCAGAGCUACUAAUCAUCUGGGUACCGCACAUACUUCUGCUUGUGUCAGAAUUAUCGGAAAGUCUGACAUCGACACUGAAACACAAAAUGAACAGUCACUUGAACAGAUACAAAUGUUGGAAGAUGCAUUAAGAUAUCGCAAAACUCAACACGAGGAUGUCACGGUGAUGCAAGCACCUCAGUUCAUUCGGCCUUUGCACAAUAUUGAGACGGUAGAAUUGACCAAUGUUCAUCUCGAGUGUCGCCUUCAACCAAUUGGUGAUGUUACUAUGAAAGUAGAUUGGUUCGUUAAUGGUCGACCGAUCAAAACUGGUCACCGAUUCAGACCAUCUUACGAAUUUGAUUAUGUGGCUCUAGAUAUUCUCGGUGUUUAUCCUGAAGAUUCUGGUGUAUAUACCUGUCAAGCUAGAAAUCAGCUCGGCGAAGCAGUUACUUCGUGUUCUGUAAGAGUACACGCCAAGAAGGAUUUACUUCUAGAGUCCCAACAUCCCGAAGGAUUGGAAAGAAUACAGUACUUGGAGGAUGCGUCACGAUAUAAAAGACAUGAACUGGUGGAUGAAGUGGUCACCGUAAAGCCAAAAUUUAUUACAAAUCCAAAAAAUCAAGAAAAUCUUCGAGAAGGACAACAUGCUCAUUUCGAGUGCAAAUUGGAGCCGGUAACCGAUCCGAAUUUAAAAGUCGAGUGGUUUAAGAAUGGUCGGCCAGUUACAAUAGGACACCGGUUUCGUCCAAUUCAUGAUUUUGGUUAUGUUGCAUUGGACGUAAUUGAUUUGAUUGCCGAGGAUUCUGGAACAUACACUUGUCGUGCAAUUAAUCUCGUAGGAAGUGACGAAGUACUCUGUACUUUAACGUGUCACUCGAGCGCACAAAUAUUAACGGAUACACAAAAUGAGCUUGGACUUGAACAAAUUCACUAUCUUGAGGAUAAAUCUAAAUAUCGUAGACAAGAAGUUAUUGAAGAAACUACCACUCAGGCGCCUAUUUUUACAACUUCAUUAAAUAAUGUCGAAAUAAAAGAGGGCCAGCGAGCACAUUUUGAAUGUAGAUUAAUUCCAGUAUCCGAUGUAACAAUGAAAAUUGAAUGGUUCCAUAAUAAUAAACCAGUAAAAGCAGGCUCGAGAUUCAUCGAAACAAACAACUUUGGUUUCGUUGCUCUUGAUAUUAUGUACGCGUACCCUGAAGACUCUGGAACAUAUACUUGCAGAGCUAAAAAUAUUAUUGGUGAAGCCAUCACCUCUGCAACCGCUAUCGUUCACUCUAAAAAGUCAAUCUACACAGAGACUCAGAGCGAAGAAACUCUUCAACGUCUUCGCUCGUUAGAGGACAUGUGUCGUUAUCAACGUAAAGCUACAAUCGAGGAAAUUAUUACACGAGCUCCUGUAUUUACAAUGCCGAUAAAAGAUCUUCGUGUUGCUGAAAAUCAAGCAGCACAUUUCGAAGCACGUGUUAUUCCAGUUGGAGAUCCUAAACUCAAAGUAGAAUGGCUACGUAAUGGAAUUCCUAUUUCAGCCUCAAAUCGAGUGACGACCAUGCACGAUUUUGGAUAUGUCGCUUUAAAUAUGAAGUACGUCAAUCCCGAAGAUUCAGGUACUUAUACGUGUCGUGCUACAAAUGAACUUGGAGAAGCAGUUACUUCAGCAACAUUGUUAGUUCAAUCCAAGGCGGCAUUGCAGUUCGAAUCACAACAUGAGAGUGCUUUAUCGAAACUUCAAGCCCUGGAGGAUACUACAAAAUAUCAACGUCGUGAGGAGGAGGAAAUUAUGGUAAAAGAUAAGCCAUCUUUUACGGUACAACUAAACGGACCUACCAAUUUAGUCGAGGGACAAAGCGCACAUUAUGAGUGUCGCAUAGAACCUUACCCCGAUCCUAAUAUGAAAGUAGAAUGGUUUCACAAUGGCAAACCAUUAUCCACUGGUCACAGAUAUAGAACUACUUGUGAUUUUGGAUUCGCAUCGUUGGAUGUAUUGACUGUAUAUGCCGAGGAUUCGGGCACAUAUGCUUGUCAUGCCACUAAUAAAUUGGGAUCGGCGAAGAGCUCGAUUAAUCUUGACGUGAAGUCUCGAGCAUCAAUCAUUCAUGACACGCAACAUGAGAGCGCAUUGAAAAAAAUACAAUAUCUUGAAGAUGAUUCAAGAUAUAAACGAGUGAUCGAAGAAGAUACGAUCAUCGCUGAGAAGCCCACUUUCGGAAGACCAUUGAAAAAUAUUGAGCAUCUUCCAGAAGGCAAAAACGCUCAUCUCGAAGCUACAUUGACGCCUGUGAAUGAUCCGACGAUGGUAGUCGAAUGGUUUAGAAAUGGACGUCCCAUUCCUCAAGGACAUAAAUUUAAAACAAUCUACGAUUUUGGAUACGUCGCUCUCGAUAUUCUUUAUGCUUAUCCUGAAGAUUCUGGUACCUAUAUGUGCAAAGCAAGAAACACUAUAGGCGAAGCGAUCACUACUUGCAUGAUCAGCGUGGAUUCAAAACAAGGCUUAUAUCUCGAUACAUUGGAUGCACAACGUUUGCAAAAAAUUCGAGAGUUAGAAACUGUUGAAGUUAAAGAAGAAAUCGAAAAGGAGGUUAUUUAUCAAAAACCUGUAUUCUUGACCCCGUUGAACAAUUUGGAUCAUCUCAAGGAAGGCGAACACGCUCAUUUAGAAUGUCGUGUGGAGCCAAUUAACGAUCCAAACUUAAAAAUCGAAUGGUUUGUUAAUGGAGUUGCAAUUAAAACUGGUCAUCGCUUCCGUACAACACAUGAUUUCGGCUAUGUCGCUCUUGACAUUCUUUAUACAUAUCCUGAAGAUUCCGGUACUUAUAUGUGUAAAGCAACCAACCUAGUUGGCGAAGCGGUUAAUACUUGCACUAUCAAAGUCAGCUCACGGCGGAGUAUUCUUUUGGAUACCCAACAUCCGGAUGGUUUAGAAAAGAUUCGAGAAUUAGAGUCUCAAGGUCAUCUUGCACGUUUAGAAAUUGAGGAACCACCAGUAAUACCACCGAGAUUUGUCUCUGAGCUUAGGGGUACAACUGAAGUAUAUGAGGGGCAAACGGCUCAUUUUGAGUGUCAAGUAGAGCCUUUGCAUGACGCAAAUCUAAGAAUUGAAUUCUUUCACAAUGGUAAACCAUUGCCAUCGGCAGCUCGUUUCCAUGUAACUUUUGAUUUUGGGUAUGUAGCUUUAGACAUUGGUCAUGCCGUACCCGAAGAUGCAGGACAAUAUUCCGUAAAAGCGAUUAACACAUUGGGACAAUGCGUAUCAUCUAUCGAGCUUAAGGUAAUCUCAAGAGAUAACAUUAUUCUGGAUUCUCAACGGCCGGAGGGAAUGGAUAAAAUUAGGGAGCUUGAAGCUCAACAGCCAUGGAAGAGACCGGAGAUUCCGGAGCCUCAAACUCGACAGCGACCAGUUUUCACGCAACCAUUGCAAAAUAUCGAUAACAUUAUCGAGGGUCACACUGCACAUUUUGAAUGCAGACUCAUACCCGUGGGUGAUCCUAUGCUUAAAGUGGAAUGGUUUAGAAACGAAGUGCCUCUUGAGACAAGUUCGCGAAUCACAAAAGUGCAUGAUUUUGGCUAUGUAUCUUUGGAUAUUGCUCACGUACGUGACGAAGAUGAAGGCGUUUAUAUGUGCCGCGCGUCUAAUCCGUUGGGCGAAGCGGUUACCACAGCUUCAAUAAAAAUUAAAACUAAGGCAAGCAUACAGUUAGAUACUCAACAUCCAGAGGCGCAACGUAGAAUCGCUCAGUUGGAAGCUAAAGAAGCCGGACGACCCGAGGAGCCGGAAAAAGUUUUUGAUAAACCGAUUUUCACGCAGUUGCUAACUGGACCAAUUGAACUUUGGGAAGGACAAACGGCUAGAUACGAAUGCAGAGUCGUUCCUGUCGGCGACGCCAGUUUAAGAUUCGAAUGGUACAUGAACGGAGUCGAAUUAAAAAUGGGUUCACGCUUCCACGUAAAUCAUGAUUUCGGAUAUGUAACAUUGGACAUUCUAAAAGUUGUCCCUGAAGAUUCUGGAGUCUAUACUUGCAAAGCGAUUAACAAUGCAGGAGAGGCAAUAUCAUCGAUCUCUUUGAAAGUAAAAGCGCGUUCAGCUAUCGAUUUCGACAGCAUACAAACGGAUGCGUGGCAGAAGAUUCAAUUGAAAGAAUCAGAAAUGAAUAAAGUGCCAGAAAUGUUUGUCGAUACAACUCCGCAGCAAGCACCAGUUUUCACCAAACAUCUUGAAAGCUUUGAUAAAUUAAUAGAGGGUCAACGUGUUUAUUUAGAAGCUCAGGUGGAGCCGCGGGCGGAUCCCAAUUUGAGAGUGGAAUGGUGCAAGAACGGUAUAGCUCUCCAAACUGGAACAAGGCUUCGAAGUACAUUUGAUUUCGGUUUAGUAACGCUAUCGAUCAACGGGCUAAGACCUGAUGAUUCCGCAAUUUAUACAUGCAAAGCAACCAAUCUUUUGGGAGAAGCUGUAUCAACCUGUAGUUUGAAAAUUGCCGAUUGUCAUUGGUUAUUAGGAGAUACUUUGCAUCCUGAUGCUCUACCGAAAAUUGAUACUUUAGAACAGCCUCAGAGAAUCUCUACUGAGCAACCGGAACCUAUUUAUAAAGAACCAGUUUUUAUCACUCAUUUAAAUAAUGUAGAAUGCAUCGAGGGUGAUAACGCUCACUUCGAAUGCAAUGUAGAACCGUCGAAAGAUCCGACUAUGAAGAUUGAAUGGUUUUUGAACAAUAAACCUUUGCCGACUGGAGCGAGAUUUAAAAGCACUUACGAUUUUGGUUACGUGGCUCUGGACUUGACUCACGCUUAUGAAGAAGAUUCUGGAGUGGUUACUGUUAAAGCUACAAAUUCAAUAGGAAGUGCACAGACAUCUGGUAGUUUAAAAUGUACUAGUAAACAAAAUAUUUAUUUUCAAACGCAACAUCCACAAGGAGAAGUUGGACUUGAGAAAGUGAAAAAAGCCGAAGAUGCUUAUCUAUCAAAAUAUAGGAAACCAGAAGAAACUCCUGAACAUGAAUAUUCUAAACCGAUCUGGACGGUGCCUCUCGGACCUGAAUUUAAAUUGGGAGAAGCUGCACCGUUACAUCUAGAGGGACAAGUUGAGCCAAAGGAUGAUCCUAAUUUAAAGAUUGAGUGGUACUUUAAUGGAAAACCUUUAGAACAUGGUUCACGCUUUAAAAUGACUAGCGAUUUUGGAUUCAUCACUUUGAACUUAACGGACGUUUAUGAACGUGACUCUGGUAUUUACACUUGUAAAGCCUAUAACAAAGCAGGCGAAGCUUUCACUUCAACGACGGUUUAUUGUUCUACGAAGGAAAAUAUCAUAGAAAAGUCGCAGCAUCCUAAAGGAAAAGAAGGUCUCGAAGCUAUUCAAGAUCUGGAGGAGUCUUUAAAACGGCAAGAAAGAGUUCCUCUAGCAGAGGAAGAAGGUCAACCACCAAUGUUUACAUCGCAAUUCGAGAAUCUAACUAAUCUCUUAGAAGGAGAGAUUGCUCACUUUGAAGCAUCUCUCAUCCCUACUGGUGAUCAAACUAUGAUAGUUGAAUGGUUUUACAAUGGCAAAUCUUUAGAAGCUAGUCACCGUACAAGAAUCGUUUAUGCUUUUGGCAUGGUUGUUUUCGAAAUUCUCGGUACUAAAAUAGAAGAUUCGGGUACUUAUACUUGUAGAGCCACCAACAAAUGGGGUAAAGCAGAAAUUAGCGUACAAUUAGAAUGUAUCGACAAGUCCAAAGGACAAAAACCUAAAUUUACAACGCAGAUUCAAUCUUUGGAAAGUUUAAAGGAUGGCCAAUCAGCUCACUUUGAGUGUAAUCUGAUCCCAGUAGGUGAUCCUCAUAUGAAAGUCGAAUGGUUCCACAAUGGAAAACCUCUACGGCAUUCGUCACGUUUUAAAAUGGUCUCUGAUUUCGGCUUUGUAGUUAUGGAUAUCGCCGGCGUGAUGUCUCACGACAGUGGAGAAUACGUUUGCAAAGCUAGCAAUAAAUACGGCGAAGAUUAUACAAAAGCUACGAUCAAGUGCUUUGGCAAAAGCGAAGUUUACUUAGAUUCUCUGCAGCCGGAUUCGCUUGCUAGAAUUCGAGAACUUGAAAGUUAUACGGGAGAACAAGCAACUACAUCUACGACUUUUAUCACUGAACCACCGAAAUUCAUUACGCAGAUUGUGGACAUAACAAAACUGGUAGAAGGACAGUCCGCACACUUCGAAGCUAGGCUAACUCCAGUGAAUGAUCCCGAUUUGAAAGUCGAAUGGUACUAUAAUAGCAAAAAACUUCCUCACGGUCAUCGAUAUCGCACUUUCCAUGACUUUGGUAUUGUUAUCCUAGACAUACUCUAUUGUUACGAAGAGAAUUCUGGAGUUUACGAAUGCAGGGCCGUCAACAAAUAUGGUGAAGAUUUUACGAGAGCAACGCUCAAAUGCUUCUCCAAAGCUAAUCUUGUUUUAGAAUCGCAACUUCCAAAGGGUAUGGAGGGCGGUCUAGAAAAAAUACAAAAUCUCGAAGACUCAAUGAUUCGUACGAAGGACGAAAAAAUUGUAGAAGAACGAGGCAAAGCUCCUAUGUUCACUGUACCUUUGAGUAACAUUGAUGAUCUACGAGAGGGAGAAAGUGCGCAUUUUGAGGCACGAGUAAUUCCUACGGACGAUCCAAAAUUAAAGGUCGAAUGGUUUUGGAAUGGUAAACCAUUGCGAACAGGAUCUCGCUUUCGCACUUUUUGCGAUUUUGGUUUCGUCAUUUUGGAAAUUUCUCCCAUCUACCCUGAAGACUCCGGCGAAUAUAGUUGUAGAGCAACAAAUAACUACGGUGAAGCAGUAACAACGUGCACGAUGAAGUGUACGGGCAAACGUAGUAUCAUUUUAGAAUCUCAGUUACCUAAAGGUAUGGAGAGUACAAUUGAUAAGAUUGCAGAGUUGGAAGGUCUUGGAGCUGCUUCAGGUCAGAUCAGUCCCGAGGAUGAUACUGGUAGACCGCCAGAAUUUAUCACGACUCCAUUUGACUUAACUUUGACUGAAAAUUCUCUUGCUCACUUCGAAUGCCGAUUACAGCCAAUUAACGAUUCCAGCAUGAGAGUCGAAUGGUUCCAUAACGGCAAGCCUCUUCUCGCUGGUAGUAGAGUCAAAACGAUUCAUGACUUCGGUUUCGUCAUUCUAGAAGUUGCAAAUUGCUAUCAACGCGAUUCCGGCUUAUAUACUUGUAAAGCUACUAAUCGUCAUGGUGAAGCCACAGUAUUAUGCAAGCUUCAAGUUCACGGACGUCAAGGUAUUAUCCUGGAGCCUCAAUUACCGAAUAAUUUUAAAACCGGUACAGAAAGCAUUCAGAAAUUGGAAGAGUCCCUAUAUAAAAAAGAUGAAAUCUUGGCGGAGGAAGAAAUGCCGAAUCCACCGAAAUUUAUUGUCGAACUGAAAGAUAUCGAAGUUGAAGAAGCUGGACCGAGUCACUUCGAUUGUAGAGUCGAGCCUGUAGGUGAUCCUACUAUGCGUAUUGAUUGGUUCCACAAUGGUCGGCCCCUUGCAACUGGUUCUCGUAUCCAUCAAAUUAAUGAUUUUGGAUUUAUAUCAUUGGAUAUGUCGUACACAUAUGCACGAGAUAGCGGCGAAUAUGUCUGCAGAGCUACCAACAAAUGGGGUUCUGCUACUACCAAGGCUACCAUUACUUGCAAAUCCAAGAAAACGAUAGAUUUUGAUUCUCAAUUGCCAAUGGGAAUGGACGGUGAAAAACUAAAAGAAUUGGAGAGAGGACCAGUCUCUCAAGCUCCUGCGGAAGAAGCACCACAGCAACCGCCUCAUUUCAUCACGCAAAUCCAAUCGACAACCGUCGACGAGGGUGAACCAGUCAGAUUUGAAUGCCGUGUGGAGCCCAAAGAGGAUCCGAAUCUACGCAUCGAGUGGUACAGAAAUGGCAAAUUGAUACCUGCUGGGCACAGAUAUAGAACGGUUUACGAUAUAGGGUUCGUAUCUAUGGACAUCUUAUAUGUUUAUCCCGAGGAUUCUGGUGAAUAUGUUUGUAAAGCCAUCAAUAACCUUGGAGAAGAUACCACUCGAGCUGCUGUAUCUUGCAAGAAAUUACCAAGUAUUAUUUUGCAAAAUCAAGUACCAAAAGGUAUGAAAAAAUCUGAGACCUUGAUGCAGAUGGAAGCAACAAUUAAAAAAUAUACUUCGGAAAUUCAUUUAACUGAAGAUGAUCUAUAUGACGCGGAUAAAAAACAGCCGCCUCGUUUCGUUACGCAGAUUCAAGAUCAGACCGAUCUUAUUGAAAUGAAUAGUACCAAGUUUGAAUGUCAAUUGGCACCUGUGGGUGAUCCAAAUAUGAAAGUCGAAUGGUUCUUUAACGGGAAACCAUUACCUCAUAAGAAUCGAUUUACGCCUAUUUAUGAUUUUGGUUAUGUCGCGAUGAACUUUGGUUGGGUUUAUCCAGAAGACAGUGGCGAGUAUUUAUGCAGAGCUACGAACCUUUAUGGAAUGGACGAGACCAGAGCUAUAAUCAAAACUGCGGGAAAACCAGGAAUUAUCUAUGAAUCUCAACUUCCAAAAGGCAUGAAAAGUAUCGAAAAGAUCAGAGAAAUGGAAGCAGCAUGGCAAACUGUACCCGAAGAGGAAAGUGAACAAGAAAAAGUACGCUCGGCGCCUAUUUUCGUGACCAAACCAGAACCGGUAAUCGUUGAAGAAGGCGACUGGUCUAGAUUCUGUUGUCGAGUCACUGGACAUCCAAGACCUCGAGUUAUGUGGAUAAUCAAUGGACAUACGAUAGUCAACGGAUCCCGCUAUAAAUUAACAUACGAUGGCAUGUAUCAUCUGGAUAUACCAAAGACCAGACAGUACGAUCAUGGAAAAGUGGAAGUGAUUGCAAGGAGCUCCGUUGGCGAAGCACAAACAGAAACGACUCUAACGGUCAAACAGCGAAGCGACGAUUACCGCGGUGUAUUGAAAAAUUCACCAAGACCCUGGUACGAUUAUGGACUAACACAGUACCAGACCGAGCGGGAAAACACAGAAUUGGAGCGUGUAUUUGACGAACGUCAUCAAAGCGUUUCCCAAGGAAUCGAAAUUGCCACAGAGCAUCUUGGCCCUAAAGUUAUUAAAGAGCCUGAGACCGAAUGGCAAAAAUCCGUUAAGAGCAAAAAGAAUGAAGAUUAUUAUAAUAAGUUGAUGAAUCUUGAAGAGGAACAAAUGCUCAAAGAGACCAGAUUAAGGGAAGCUUCGCAUCAAUUUGCUAUUCCUGGCGACAAAGUCAUUGCACAUUCCUUAGCAAAGGGAAUGGCUCAAAAGUAUGAAGAAAGUUUAGAGGAACAACCACAGCAAGAACCUAUACAACCAUUUCCGAAAUAUGUAAAAAAACCAUUUGUUACUGAAGUGGAUAUAGAUACAGAACGCGUUAAAGCCGCUGAAAAACAUCUUCCAGAACCGUCUGAAUCCACAGUUCAUGGUCGCGAAGUUCAUGUUGCAAAACAAAAACAAAUACAAAAGGAAGUCAAAGGUGACGUAGAAAUAACAAGAAAAAUUACAGCAACAGAGACAACGGAAGUAGAACAUAAAGCGAAAACGCAAGAACGCAUGGUGCAAGGUCAAAUCAAACCUGCCAAACCGCCCAUUUUUACGAAGAAAAUUCAACCUUGUAGAGCAUUUGAGCAAGAACAAGCCAAAUUUGAAGUUGAAUUUGAUGGCGAUCCACUACCAACUAUCAAAUGGUACCGUGAAGAUUUUCCUAUACAAAACUCAGUCGACCUUCAAAUUUACACCUUCAGUACCAAGUCGGUAUUAAUUAUUAGACAAGUUUUUAUGGAAGACUCUGGUAUCUUUUCUGUCAUCAUUGAAAAUAGAGGAGGAAAAGCCAAAUGUAGUGCCAAUUUAGUCGUAGAGGAACGCAGAAGGCAGCCUGGACGAGGUGGUGCAGUACCACCCAGUUUCUUAUCUACAAUCCAAUCUGUUUCUGUUGUUACUGGACAACUCGCUAGAUUCGAUGCCAAAAUUACUGGUACUAAACCUCUGGAUGUUUAUUGGCUUAAGAAUAGCAAAAAGAUAAUAGUGGAUAUCCGGUAUAAAACUUUGGAAGAAGACAAUAUUUAUACGUUUCUGAUUCUGGAGACAGUACCAGAGGAUACUGGCAAAUAUGAAUGUGUUGCGAUUAACAGUGCCGGAGAAGCGCGUUGCGAAGCGGAAUGUAAUGUUCGUAGACUACAAUCUCCAAUAAAAGUCAUAAAACCUACAAUGCCAACAGUAGAAAAAGCGCCGAUAGUUUUGGAGCUAUUAAGAGAUCAAACCAUUAAGGAAGGAACUUCAGUCGCUUUCACCUGUAGGAUCACAGGAAAGCCUAUUCCUACUAUACAGUGGAAGAAAGCUGAUAAGAUAAUCAAACCAUCGAAGUACUUUCAAAUGCAAAAAGAAGACGAUUUUUAUACCUUGAGGAUUUCUGAAGCUUUUCCCGAGGACGAAGGUGUUUAUAAAUGUAUUGCUAAAAACCCCGCUGGCGAGGUCACAACCUUUGCUAAUCUCAGAGUUCUUGCUCCCGACACAACUGAUGUCCUGGCAAAAUUGACUCCUUUGAAAGAUCAGAUAGUCAUAGAAGGACAACCAGCUCAAUUUAAGACUCAAGUGAGUCCGGCAAAGCCUAAACCAACAAUUCAGUGGUAUCGAGAGGGUGCCUUGAUCCCACAAUCACCAGACUUUCAGAUGAUUUAUGAAGGGAACAAUGCGGUGUUACUAAUAGCAACUACCUAUGAGGAGGAUACUGGUACCUUCACUUGCCGCGCUACAACCUCAGCCGGUACCGUAGAAACAUCUGCCAAACUCAUCGUCAAAAAGAGGAAAGAAGCCCAUUACGCGGUUCCUGCAGAGACGGGUGCCAGUAUCGAAAUGGAUGCAAAACUUCAUCAAGAUUUGAAAGAUGUAAUUCUGAGAUCUUUAUCUCUCAACGAAAAUAAUUUACCAUUUGAAGUACAAUUUCAACCUGGUGAUGAAUCGCUGCCUUGGCAGCGAAGAGGACGCGUUCCGCACAUACCUCGAACUUAUGAUUCACUUCCAUGGCGAAAAAUACAAACAACAUCAAGAGAUUCUUCACUGGAUAAGCUUAAAAAUUUCGAGAGUCAAAUAAAACCAUGGACCGAGGAAGAAGUAAUUUUGAAAAAGACUCCCAAGAUCACCAAGGACGUAACAACAAAAAGACUAGAAGAAGUUGAGUUAAAACCAACGAAGAUUGAAAAAAAAGACAUCCAUGGAUUUAAUAUAGAAACAACUAAGUUAAAAUCCGUGUCUAAAGAGGCAAUAGAUAAAGUUAAAAAAACAAUCAAAGAAUAUACUAGCGACAAUAUUACGACUGAACUUUACAAAGAGCAAAUGGAUAAUACCCCGGUAACAUCGCGUUAUUUAGAUGAAACCAUGUCGAAAAAAGAGAAACAGGAGAAACCAAGAUUAUGGUUGGAAGAACAAAUUGUUUCAAAGGAAAUGGAACCAAAAACAAAAAUAACUUCCGAAUUAGAUGUAGAAAAAAUUAGUUUUCUUGGAAAAAAGGACACUUCUUUGCUUACAAUUGUAAAGGACGCGAAAAUGCAAAAAUUAAUAAAAGAAAAGCCUAUCACAGAGAAGGCAGAACAACCUAAACCUUGGACGGAGGAAAGAAUCGCUUUGAAAAAGGCAAAACUAGAAAGAAAAGAAAUACGUAAAGAAAUCCUCGAAACCGUUUUACUAAAACCUUCGCAAGUAAUAAAGAAAGAUCUUGUAGAAUUAACGUUAGAUAACGCAGGUCAAAAACCAACUUCAAAAGAAGCUGAAGCUAUUUCAAUAAUUACGCGAAUUGAUGUCACUACAGAUAAGAGAAGACCAAGCAAAGAAAUGGAUAAAACAAUCAUAGAUAAGAUAGAUAAGACAAAAUCAUGGACAGAAGAAAAAGUUAUGUUGAAAAAAUCUAAACCUAUUCAGAAAGAAGUAUAUAAAGAGACUCUUGAAGAAGUAUCAUUAAAGCCAACACCAAGGUCAGAUAAAAAAAUUUUAAAGAAAGAAAGAGUAGAGAAAAUAGAUUUGAAACGCAUCAAGAAUAAAAACGAAACAAUAGAAAAUACUAACAUGACUGGGGUCGUACAGCGAGAAAACAUACCAUAUUACGAAGAAGAAGACAAAAUAAUUAUACAAAUAAACAAAGAUGUUGAAUCUACUAAAAAAAUGAACAGUGAAAAAAAAUCAAAAAGUAUAUUAUACACAGAAAAGGACGAUACUACGAUCCUCAACAUUGCUAGAAUUGAUAAUGUAAUCGAAAAAUCUAAACAAGAAGAGGUACCAUGGGUUAGAGAUAGAAAAACAAGAGAAAGAAAAGAAGUUGAGGAAAUAAAAACAUAUGAAAUAAUUGAAUUUGAAGUUAAACAGAAAGAAGAUAAACUUACGGAGAUUUCCGAAGCUCCAUGGCGCCGUAAAUCAAAACCUUUAAUUCAAAAAGAAAUUUUGGAAAUUGAAUCAACUAAAGAAAUAAUUAAACCAGACGAAGCAAAACAUAAAGAAGUAACAUUGAAACAUGUUACAAAACAUCAUAAAGAGGAAGAAUCAAAAGAAAUCACUUUGAAAACAGUGGAAAAAGACAAAGUUGAAGACAAACCAGAGAAAAUCCCAUUUAAGCCAGUGAAAAAGAUAGAAAAACCCGAAGAGUUAAAACUGGAGCAAGUCGUACUAAAACCUGUCAGAAAGCUUCCUAAAGACGAAGAACCAAAGGGAGAAGUCACUUUGAAACCAGUGAAAAAGGACAAAGUUGAAGAAAAACCAGAAAAACUCCGAUUCAGGCCAGUGAAAAUGAUAAAAAAACCCGAAGAGUUAAAACCGGAGCAAGUCAUACUAAAACCUGUCAGAAAGCUUGCUAAAGAUGAAGAAUUAAAGGAAGAAGUCACUUUAAAACCAGUGGAAAAGGAUAAAGCUGAAGACAAACCAGAGGAAAUCCGAUUCAAGCCAGUGAAAAUGAUAGAAAAACCGGAAGAGUUAAAACCGGAGCAAGUCGUACUAAAACCUGUCAGGAAGCUUCCUAAAGACGAAGAGUCAAAGGAAGAAGUCACUUUAAAACCAGUGGAAAAGGAUAAAGCUGAAGACAAACCAGAGGAAAUCCGAUUCAAGCCAGUGAAAAUGAUAGAAAAACCGGAAGAGUUAAAACCGGAGCAAGUCGUACUAAAACCUGUCAGGAAGCUUCCUAAAGACGAAGAGUCAAAGGAAGAAGUCACUUUAAAACCAGUGGAAAAGGAUAAAGCUGAAGACAAACCAGAGGAAAUCCGAUUCAAGCCAGUGAAAAUGAUAGAAAAACCGGAAGAGUUAAAACCGGAGCAAGUCGUACUAAAACCUGUCAGGAAGCUUCCUAAAGACGAAGAGUCAAAGGAAGAAGUCACUUUAAAACCAGUGGAAAAGGAUAAAGCUGAAGAAAAACCAGAGGAAGUCCGAUUAAAACCGGUGAAAAAGAUAGAGGAACACGAAGAGUUGAAACCUGAGCAAGUCGUACUAAAACCUGUUAGAAAGCUUUCUAAAGACGAAGAAUCACAGGCAGAAGUCACUUUGAAACCAGUGGAAAAGGAUAAAGCUGAAGACAAACCGGAGGAAGUCCGAUUCAAGCCGGUGAAAAGGAUAGAGGAACCCGAAGAGUCAAGAGAAACCCGAAGAGUCAAAACCGGAACAAGUCGUACUAAAACCUGUCAGAAAGCUUCCUAAAGAUGAAGAA